UUUUUUUUGGUCUUACAAAGUUUGAGUCAUGCCAACCCCCUUCGUAGGGCUUGAUGCUUAAGGUUAAGUAAAGUUGUUUUUGUAUCAAAUGCUGAUUUAAUGCAGAGAAGUCAUUGUUUUUGGAUCAACGGGCUUUCUGGGAAGAUUUGAUGUUAAAAAAUGUUCGCUUUAGCAUCAUUUUCAAUUUUUGAUAAAUGCUGGUUAGGAAUCAGCAACUUGCAAUGCUUGUUCUGUUUUUGAGGUACUUGAAGGACGAGACAUUGGUUUAAAGGUUGAUAUUCGUCUGUUUUAUAAAAUUUCCCCUUUGUGUCAUGCGCGGUGUUCGUUUAUGAUUCCUUAGACAUCAAUUCUCGGAGCUAACCUGGAAGCAGGUAGAUUUUGAGUUUGUUUAGCGUAAUAUAUUAUUUGUGUGAGCUGAAUAUAAUAGCAUUUAUGACAUCGGAUUUUCUGAAAGUUUUCUUCUGUUCUAAAUUCUUUCAUUUCAUAUAGUCCACUGUAUUUCUUUGUUAACUAAAUUUUCGAUCUAGUACGUUGCUUUGUCUAAGCUACAAUGUGUAAUUAGCUUCUGUGGAAUUGCAACUAACGACUAUUCUGUUGUUCAAAUUAUAAACAAUAUUUGGUUGAAAGUAUGAAAUAAUUCUAAGAAAUUUUCCUUGUGUGGGAUUGGGCUAUUACCCUUUGUAUUUUAUCGGUGUUUUCUGUUGUAAAAUACUUAAAUCAUUUUGAUGUCUUACCCCUAGUUGUAUGUAUGAAAACACUAGAUUUUCUAAUUUAGUAAGUGAUGUAUAUCUUUCCUCUACCAUUUGGAUUUCUCAAUUGCAGGAAAGGAGGAUAGUUGUUGUGAUGGCCAUGUGCCCCUUCUAUUGCUCCACUCCUAAGGUCUUUCCUUCUAACUCCUAUGGCGGGAGAAACUUCUUGGAUCAGCCACUAUGAUGAAAGACUAAAGGAGACUGGGAAGUUUGAUUCUUUUUUAGAACUUGGUGAAGAAGUUGAAAAAGAAGCUACUGCUGUUUCUGUGGAUGUAAUUUUGCCUGAUGACUUGUUGGAACGAAUCCUAGCCUAUCUCCCCAUUGCAAGCAUUUUUAGAGCUGGUUGUGUGUGUAAGAGGUGGCAUGAAAUUGUUAAUUCAGAGAGAUUUUUAUGGAACCUUUCACACGUUCUACCACAGAAACCUUGGUACUUCAUGUUUACAACCUCCAAUGAACCAAUCGGUUAUGCUUUUGACCCUGUCCUUCGGAAAUGGUAUGGCAUUGAACUUCCAUGCAUUGGCACUUCUAAUUGGUUCAUUGCUUCAUCAUGUGGCCUGGUUUGCUUCAUGGACAAUGACAGUAGAAGUGAAUUAUGCAUCUGUAACCCAAUUACCAAAAGCUACAGGAAGCUUGAGGAGCCUCCAGGCUUGAAAUUUUCUGAUUACAGUGCAUUAGCCAUCUCAGUGAACAGGGAAUCUCACAGCUAUACUGUGGCAAUUGCAAAAUCUAAGCAAGUCCCUGAUAACUUUUUCCAGUGGGAUAUCUCAAUUCAUUUAUACGAUUCAGAAAAAGCAACCUGGGUGACACCUCUAAGAGAAGUUUUGAUGGGGUGGAGAGGUGGUGAUGAGAGUGUGAUUAGUAAUGGGGUGCUAUACUUUUUAGUUUAUUCAACUGGGGGUGGCUCACCUGAAAAUCGCCAUUCCCUGAUUGCAUAUAACAUGUCCAACCGCUCUUCUCAAAGUAGCUUGACUAGGAGCUUUAUUCCAGUACCUUGUUCUCUAACAUGUGGCCGUUUGAUGAAUCUGAAAGAGAAGCUUGUAAUGGUGGGAGGAAUUGGUAAACCAGAUCGACCUGACAUAAUAAAAGGAAUUGGUAUCUGGGUUCUAAAUGAUAGGAGAUGGGAAGAGAUUGCUCGAAUGCCCCACAAAUUUUUCCAGGGCUUUGGAGAGUUUGAUGAUGUUUUUGCUAGCAGUGGUGCAGAUGAUCUGAUAUAUAUUCAAAGUUAUGGAGCUCCAGCACUUCUCAUAUUUGACAUGAACCAUAAACAAUGGAAAUGGUCGCAGAAGUGCCCUGUGAACAAAAGAUUCCCGCUGCAACUUUUUACUGGCUUUUGCUUUGAGCCCAGACUUGAAAUUGCUCCCUAGUUCUCCUCACAAUCGACAGCUGCUACUGAGGAUUGUGUCUAAGGUUUCUGCCCAGUUUCCUCCAUUUUCUUUAAGUAAAAAUCUAAUAUGAUUUCGGUGUUCUCACAGUUCAUACAAAAUGUUCUUGCUGAUAAAACUGCUUAUUCAUGGAUACUGGAAUAUCAUUAAUAGCAUUUGAAAAUACCACAGCUAUAUUUUUCUUUUACCUUUUUUUUCUCUAUUUAUGAAUUGCUCUAAUAAUCAUGACUACCUUCUCUAUUAAGUUAGCAUGAAAUGUGUAAUUUAAGUACAUGUAUGAUCCAUGUGUUACUGGACGGUUGCUCGU
Messenger RNA from Abrus precatorius (Indian licorice), 2438 nucleotides. RefSeq names its product F-box/kelch-repeat protein At3g61590. The record is from RefSeq and is a predicted model, not a curated record. The transcript is spliced from 2 exons. The coding region runs from base 899 to 2113 and encodes 404 amino acids. NCBI's taxonomy places the organism in Eukaryota, Viridiplantae, Streptophyta, Magnoliopsida, Fabales, Fabaceae. Gene Ontology annotation, molecular function: protein binding.